AUGCGGCUCGCGAUGAUUUGCGCCACCAUUUUUUUGGUGUCGGUUUCUGGCAAAGGUGGCGGCUCGCGUGGCGGCGGUGGUGGUAGUCGUGGGUUCAGCGGCUCGCGAUCCUCGAGCUCGUCGUUUCGCUCGUCAUCGGGCUCCUCAGGCUCAAAGAGCUAUUCGCGUUCGACGUACACGACGCAAAUGCGCUCCACGGUGUUCAGAAGCGGUGUGUCCAGCAAUCAUUUGACCUACAUGCCAUCAUCACACGUCUACGUCAUUUCGAGCCCGUCGUACCCAAUGAUGUAUGGCGGUUAUCAUUACUAUUGGGGUGGCCAUUAUGUUUCCGAUCCAUCGCGACCCACAAUAUGCGAAUAUGAAAUAACCGACGAGGACGACGAAUUCCGAAAUGUCACAUUCACGAAUGGAACUCAUCCGAAGACGAUCACCUUCGGAUGUCCGCAGAAGAAGGAAUGUUGUGGAAUGGAGUGUUGCAAUAAGGAUUCCACAAAUUUCUGCAUUAUCAUCGGCUUCGUCGUAAUGGCGCUCGUCGUCGCUUGCUGCUUCGGAACAUGCAAAUACGGCUGCAAUUGCAAUGAUACCGAGACGGUCACCGUCGUGACGACCACCACGACGUCGAGCCAACCGCCAGUGUACACCCCGCAAUUCGUUCCGCCGCCAUUGCCGCCGUAUCCCGGCGAAACCGUUCUACCAUUCAGCGUGCCGAUCAGUGUGCAAGAAGUGAAGACAAAAAUCAUUUGA
This is a messenger RNA of Caenorhabditis bovis, 744 nucleotides long. NCBI's taxonomy places the organism in Eukaryota, Metazoa, Nematoda, Chromadorea, Rhabditida, Rhabditidae. The record is from the annotation of a GenBank genome assembly.